Messenger RNA from Amoebophrya sp. A120, 4642 nucleotides. Lineage: Eukaryota; Dinophyceae; Syndiniales; Amoebophryaceae. The record is from the annotation of a GenBank genome assembly.
AAAUAUACUCCGCGGUGCAGAAAGUGGAGUAUGGGUAUCGUAAUCACAGCAACUUCAAAAUGAAGAAAAACUCUGCUGGUCAGGCAAGCGGAAACAGCAACGCAGACUCGAAUAAGAAGGGUACCACUUCCGCAAACGGUGCCGACAAUGCCAAAGGCGGGGGGAAGAAGCCGAAAGGACACCGGCAGCGCGGCGGCGGCACUGUGGUUGCGGACAAGGGCCCAGUUACGACCUCCGACGGUAUUGCGCUGAAAUCCUGGCAACGCCUUCCUUCCCAAGUGCUGCUCGAAUGGACGCAGAAGCAGAAGCGCCCAAAGCCACGCUACGUCACGGCGAAGGCGUUUCAGCCCGACACAUUCCGGAAGCGCUGCAUUCUGCCUGACGUGAAGGACACGCCGGCGAAAGAUCUCGUGUUCGCCGUCUGGGAAACUUUACUUCCCGCAACGACAGAGACACUAGCGAAAGAGGAAGCCGCCAUGCUUGCGUUGUCGCACGUGCAGCCCGCAGCACCGCUGGAGCGGGUGGUGCCAGACCCAUUUAGGGACUUGUGGCUGAAAACGCAACAGGCGGCGAGCAGCGCUGGUGGUGUGGGCGGAACCGGAGCUGCUGCAACUUCUUCUAGUACCGCGAAGGCCACAACCUCAACCUCUGCAUCUUCUUCCUCCGCGCCGGUUGUGAUCAAGGGGUUACAGAACGAAAAGUGGAACACGUCCGAGUACGAGAAAACGCAGUGGCAGGAGAAGAACCGAGUUGAGAAAACGCAAACUGCGAACAAAAAGGAAGUGAAAAAGGAAUUUCACCGGGAGCAAGCAAUGCAGCCCGUGUAUUUCUCGAAGAAAAUGCGGCUAAAGUGCAUUACGGCGCUGCGCGAACAUUACCAACAGACGGAGCAGAUGGGUGCGGUAAAAAAUGGGAGCAAAAGUGGUACAGCUACAGCGAACGUCGCAGCAGGAGGAAGUAGUAGCAGCUCUAGUGCUAGAACAAAUUCUACUGCGACUACGUCUAACACUAAUGCGACUAUCGCAAAGAUGAAGAAGCUUUUUCUCGCCGUGGAGCAGGCAGAUUCAUAUUCCGAGUCGGCGAAAAACGACGUUGACGAAGAGGACGAGCAGUUACUAUCCGAAUUGACAAACACGCUCGGGUUUGACCGCAGCGACGCUAUCACCGGCGUGAUCGCCGUCCGCAGCACGGGGGAGGACCCGACAAUAGACCUCGUUCAGCAGUGGCUCACACUGAAUUUACCGGACGAAUCCCUGCCGGAGCAGUUCCAGGUUCGAGGCCAGUUCCAGCGGGUAGAAAACAAAGACACGAAAGCAGGCACGGCAGAGAAGUUAUCUCGGGAGAGAAAAGCGAGGCGGGCAGACUUUCUCGGUUGGUGCAGGCAGAAAUUGCGAAGCGGACUGUUGGAAGACGCCGCUGCAGUGGACAGCUUGCUGUGCUCGAUUGAGCUCUUCACGGAAUCUUGGAUAGCAGCGGAACAAGUAAAUGCAGGACAAGACGACGCGCAGGAACUCGACGAAGACAAUCUGCAGGCCUGUUGCGACAUUCUGGAGGCGGAGCUGAUCGCGGACGGAGUAGAAGAGCCGGAUACUUUCUUACGAGAAGUUCGCGCCAAGUGGAAGGAGACGAAGUCUUCUCUACUGGAGUUGAGCGCACAGCAAGCGAAGAAGGACGAAGAGGAGGCAGCCGCACAAGCUGCGGCGAAAGCAAAAGAACAAAAAGACGCUGACGAAUCCGCGAAUUCCAACAUGAACGACAGUGAGGAAGACAAGGAGAAGUCCCAGAGGACCUUGGAUAAUAAGUCUUGGUUCCCAGCAGGAACUACAGGAGCGUCAACAUCUUCGCGGCAAAGCAGAACGAAAAAACUUGACCUUCCCGCACACAAGAAGGAAAAGGAAUUUCUCCAGAUGGUCGAGAAGAACGACGUCACGCUUGUCCUUGGACAGACCGGUUGCGGGAAGUCUACCCAACUGCCGCAGUUUCUCAUCGGCACAGCGAUGAACAAGCAACAGGAAGGAUCUUCGGCCUCCAGCGCAUCAAAUCGCGUCGUCUGCACGCAGCCUCGGCGUUUGGCCGCUGUGAGUCUGGCCCGCCGCGUCGCGCAGGAGUUUGGGGAGGAUGAGGUCGGCUAUUGCGUCCGCGGGGAUGUGCACAUUCCGAAGAAUUGCCAACUCGUCUUCUGCACCGUUGGAAUUUUGAUCAAGAAGCUGUUACAAAGUCAUCUUUGCGAGAAUCCUGACCAAGCACUUGAAAGUGGAGGAAUCGAUUUCACUCACCUAGUCAUUGAUGAAGCGCACGAAAGAAGCUUGGACAUCGAUUUUCUGCUGAUGCUGGUGGCGAACCACCUGAGCAGCAGGGGCAGUAGUUCGAGACAACAUCAACAGCAAGACCCUUUUAAAGUGAUCGUGAUGUCCGCGACUUUGGAUAAAAAAAUCUUCGAGAUGUUUCCCAAAGCAGCGCGCUUGGAGAUCCCAGGACGGACUUUCCCGGUGAAGAGCUUCAACUACAGCAGUCAGAACAGCAAACCGGGCCAAAUCGACUACUGGGGCAUCGGCGAGGCGGUGAGUUCUGUUUUGAAAGGCGAGUACGAUGACGAGAAAAUGCAGUACGGGCAGAAAGCCAUUCUCAUUUUCAUGCCCGGAACCGGCGAAAUUCAGCGGAUGUGCCGGACCUUGGUGCAGGAUUUUGGCUGUCCGGCGCAGAAGGUGCUGCCUCUACACGGAAGUCUGCCACCGCAGGAGCAACGGAAGUGCUUCGACGUGGUUGCGCAAAAAAUCGUGGUUGCGACGAACGUGUGCGAAACCAGUAUCACCAUUCCGGAUGUCACCUGUGUCAUUGACACGUGCCGCGAAAGACGACUGAUGCUGAAGAGUAGUGGAUUAACAUCUACAACUUCCGACAACAGUGGUAAAGAUUCUAAUGCCCCAGGUUUCGACCCGCCCGCCCGGUCGGUUGGCGCGCAAGAGAAGUGUCACUUGCGCCUCGCCACCCUGCAGGAAUCCUUCUGCUCCAAAGCCAGCAUCGAGCAGCGUAAGGGGCGUGCGGGCCGAGUGCAGCCGGGGAUCUGUAUUCGCAUGAUUUCGCGAAACGAGGAAAACCGGCUGGCGGACUCAACGCCACCGGAAAUGGACUCUUUGCCGCUGGAGAACAUGCUGCUGCAGGUCUGCAGCAUGGAAACGCACACGAAUAGUUCGCUGCGGAAAUUUCUGCAACACGCACCGACGCCACCGACGGAGGACGCGGUGAAGGCCGGAUUGGGAGAGCUGCUAGCUGUGGGAGCGGUGGUGGAGGGGAAGAGAGAAGGUGAAAGAAACACCCGCGGAGAUAAAGACAAAUCCCCCACAGAAAUCCGAAUUACGCCGCUCGGUAAACACCUCGCUAAGCUUCCAUGCGACGUCCGGAUCGGAAAACUGCUAAUUUACGGCGCCAUGCUUGGCUGCGCGUCCGAGACCGCGGGAUUGGCGGCGAUGCUAUCCGUGAGAAAUCCGCUGCUCCGACCAAAGGAACAGGAACAAGAAACAAAUCGAACCGUUUUUCGCCGCGUUUUGCUGAAGCCUGGGGGGACCAAAUCGGAUCACUGCUUCUUGGCUGGUUUGCUGGAGUGGUUUCUGCACGCCACGUCACGGAAGAACCGAAGGAAGGACAAAGAAACAGAGUACAGCGCCUUGCGGCAACUUGCCAUGGAGACAGACACCUGCAACUUCCUUCUUGUCGGGGAAACGGACCCUGGAAACGCGAUCGUUCACAAGCUCGGGAUCAGUUCGGAGUCGCUGAAAGAAGCCGCGAAGCUGCAGCAGCAACACUUAUCCGCCUUACGAAACCUCGGGUUUCUGACUCGCGAACAAACGCCGCCGCACAGUGCUAUUCAAUCUCCGCAGCAAGAACCAACCAGCAACACGCGGUGGUACAUGCUUCGGGCUGCGUGCGUAGCCGCGUUUUUCCUGGUCAAGGCGAAAAAACCGGAAGUGACGUACAAAAAGCUUGCCUCGGGCGCGACAGUCCAGGUGCCAAUCAAGCCAGAACUGGUUCGAUUCUUCCCGUUGCAGCGCGACCCGUUUUUCUUCAAGGACAAGAUCGUCGACCCCGCAAAGCCGUUCGGCAACCAACCCGGGCAAAACAUCCGGUACUUCGUGAACCACAACAGCGUGUUCUUCUCCGAAGCCCCAGGCCUGCAGUCCCACUACAUCUGCCACACGGACAUUUUCGGAUCGAAUGACAAAAUGUUCAUUGAGGCCAACUCGGAGGCCUCGCCGCUCGCGGUGCUCUUGCUCGGGAAUUUUUCGGAAAUCGAGUUUCGGCAAGACGGGCUGGUGGUUGUCGACCAGGGGAAGCUCGUGUUUACCACGACCGGCGGACAGCAGGCUGCGUCGGCGAACACGGUGAUCUCGCAGCUGGUGCACGUGUUGCGGCACGAGCUGCUCGAAGAGCUGCUGCAGCGGAAGAUUGAAAAUCCCAAGCUGCAACUCGAGGCAAGUCCGAUUGUGAAGGCUGUGGCCGAAUUGCUGGGCACGGAUGGAAUGGGCUACGCAACUGUAGGAAGAUAAAUGAGUAAAGCAAAAGCAUCAAAAGCGACGACCCUUACUAGCAUGCAGAAAUUUUUACGCGACAGCAUAACGCUUGACUGCAUUUUUGCUGGAAAGAU